This is a messenger RNA of Mesorhabditis belari, 219 nucleotides long. The record is from the annotation of a GenBank genome assembly. NCBI's taxonomy places the organism in Eukaryota, Metazoa, Nematoda, Chromadorea, Rhabditida, Rhabditidae.
AUGGGACGUACUGAGAAGAGCCCUGAUGCGGAGAACAUCAUUUUGCCGUCCCUUUGCGCGGGAGCACUCGCGGGAGCCGUUGCAAAAACCGUUAUUGCGCCACUCGAUCGCACAAAAAUCAACUUUCAAGUAUCGAGAACGAAACGCUACUCGUUUAAAGCCGCUUUGCGAUUUGUGAAGAACACUUACAUAAACGAUGGAUUCCUUGCAAUGUUUAGG